Messenger RNA from Oncorhynchus mykiss (rainbow trout), 2478 nucleotides. RefSeq names its product mahogunin, ring finger 1b (gene mgrn1b). Gene Ontology annotation, biological process: protein ubiquitination; endosome to lysosome transport; negative regulation of G protein-coupled receptor signaling pathway. Gene Ontology annotation, molecular function: ubiquitin protein ligase activity. The record is from RefSeq and is a predicted model, not a curated record. Lineage: Eukaryota; Metazoa; Chordata; Actinopteri; Salmoniformes; Salmonidae. Gene Ontology annotation, cellular component: early endosome; cytoplasm; nucleus.
GAACUACAAGUCCCUAACACCAUGUAGUUUGACGUAUCACACAUCAGAAGGCUUUUGGCUAGAAACUUGUGUUUAUUUUCUUUAGCGGACACCAAGUUAUCCUUGGUUCUAUCGUUAUUCUUGACAGGUACACAGUUGAAUAUAUAAAUCGCUGUGUAAUACCGAAGAAAGUCUAAAACUUGUUACAAAACGGUCCCUUGGACGAUAAAUACACUAGCGUUGGGGUUAGUAGUUAGCUAAUGCUGUAGCUAAUUAGCUAGCUAGCAACAACAAGGAAAGAUGGGGUCGAUUCUUAGUCGGAGAAUUGCUGGCGUUGAGGAUAUUGAUAUCCAGGCGAAUUCUGCAUACAGAUUUCCACCGAAAUCGGGGAAUUACUUUGCCAGCCAUUUUUUCAUGGGAGGGGAGAAAUUUGACACUCCCCAUCCAGAGGGUUACCUAUUUGGAGAAAACAUGGAUCUGAACUUCCUUGGAAAUAGGCCUGUACAAUUUCCGUACGUGACCCCGGCACCCCAUGAGCCUGUGAAGACCCUGAGAAGUCUGGUCAAUAUCAGAAAGGACUCCCUGCGCUUGGUCAGGUACAAAGAUGACACUGAUGCUCCAGUAGAGGAAGGAGGGAAGCCAAAGGUUCUGUAUGGUGUGGAGUUCACAUUUGAUGCUGAUGCUCGUGUGGCUAUCACCCUUUAUUGCCAAGCUUUUGAGGAAUUCACCAAUGGGAUGGCAAUGUACAACCCAAAGGGCCCAGCCCUGGUUUCUGAGACUGUACACUAUAAGAGGGGUGUGAGCCAACAUUUCUCCCUGCCUUCUUUCAAAAUCGAUUUCACCGACUGGAAGGAGGAGGAUCUGAACUUUGACCUGGACCGGGGUGUUUUCCCCAUGGUGAUCCAAGCUGUGGUGGAUGAAGGGGAUGAUUGCUUUGGACAUGCACAUGUGCUGCUGGCAGCCUUUGAGAGACAUGUGGAUGGCAGUUUCUCCGUCAAGCCUCUGAAGCAGAAGCAAAUUGUGGAUCGUGUGAGCUACCUGCUGCAGGAGAUCUAUGGAAUUGAAAACAAAAACAACCAAGAGACCAAGCCGUCGGAGGAUGAGAACAGUGACAACAGCAAUGAGUGUGUUGUUUGUCUGUCAGACCUCCGAGACACCAUCAUCCUGCCCUGCAGACACCUGUGUCUCUGCAACUCCUGUGCUGACACCCUGCGUUACCAGGCCAACAACUGUCCUAUCUGCAGACUGCCCUUCCGAGCCUUGCUGCAGAUCAGAGCUGUGAGGAAGAAGCCUGGGCCGCUGUCCCCUGUGUCUUUCAGCCCUGUACUGGCUCAGACCAUGGACCAUGAUGAGCACUCGAGCUCAGACUCGGUUCCCCCAGGCUUUGAGCCCAUCUCUCUGCUGGAGGCCCUGAACGGCCUGCACUCUGUGUCCCCCUCCAUCCCCCCCGCCCCCCUCUACGAUGAUAUUAACUUCUCUGGGAGCCUGGUAGGGGAGGGCCGGCCGCUGGGCUCCCCAGAACACUCCGGUGACGGGGGCCUGCAGAAGGGCAAAGUCAGCAAGUCACCUGACAGCACCCUGAGGUCGCCCUCAUCACCUAUCCAGGAGGAGGAUGAGGAGAAGCUGUCUGAGAUGUCGGACGCCCAGCCUCACACACUGCUCUCCAGCAGCCCUGCUCCCACCGAGGCCACUGCAGCCGAGGAUGUACUGGAGUCCAUCUCCCCAGAUGAUGAGGACAGGCUGCACUCUGGAGGAGAGAGAGAGAUCCUUCAGGACUACAGCAGUGAACACAGCAGCCUGACCAAAACAGAGAGUGACCCGCCAGGGGACCUGUCUCUGCCAGCUCUAGGUCCUGAUGCCUGCUCUAUUGGUAUGGAGGAAUAAAUGUGGGUCAUCAGAGAGCCUGAAGAGUCAGAGUACCAACUGCUCCAGCCAGCCCCUCCUGUGCCCCCCCAGCAGCCUUCACAUGGAGGAUGAGCAACUUGACCCCUAACCUCUGGGCCCAAUGGUUCUCCCUCUCUGGCUGAGUCCCAAUUCACUUUCUCGCAUGUAUUUGACAAUGGUGGAAACUCCCUCCAGUCAAUAAUUACACCAAUCCAAUGCUUUUAAAUCCAUGACGGGGAGUGUGAAAGUGCACAUUUAGCCUAAAGGAUGAAUAAUUGGGACAUAGCCAUGGUCUCCUCCCAAGCCCAUCCCUCCCCCAUGAUCCAGUCCCCUUGGGCCUUGUAGAAGACCACUUUCCUACUUUAGUCAUCGAUUCAUGCCAUAACUGGCAUUGAUUCAAAAUGUGUUUGUGGUGGUCACUGCAAGGAUUUACUAAAACCAUACUAUACCUUAACUAAAAAACAACAAGUCCUUAAUUAGAUUGCUUUACAUUCAGUUGAAGUCGGAAGUUUACAUACACCUUGGCCAAAUACAUUUAAACACAUUUUUUCACAGUUCCUGUCAUUUAAUUCUAGUAAAAUUCCCUGUCCUAGGUCAGUUAGGAUCACCACUUUA